Messenger RNA from Dipodomys ordii (Ord's kangaroo rat), 759 nucleotides. RefSeq names its product mitochondrial ribosomal protein S25 (gene Mrps25). Lineage: Eukaryota; Metazoa; Chordata; Mammalia; Rodentia; Heteromyidae. The record is from RefSeq and is a predicted model, not a curated record. The coding region runs from base 1 to 597 and encodes 198 amino acids. Gene Ontology annotation, molecular function: structural constituent of ribosome. The transcript has 4 exons. Gene Ontology annotation, cellular component: mitochondrion.
AUGCGCCCCAAGUUCAAGUGCCACCCCAAUGGCGACCUUACUGGCUCUGUGAAAAGUUUUUAUGAUUCUGAUGAAGAAGAGGACUUUUUUCUAAGGAAACCAUCAGGACCAAGAUUUGGACCUAGAAAUAAUAAAAUUAAGCACGUGCAGAAUAAAGUGGAUGAGGGUCAAAAUUCUUUCAUAGGUGUCAUUUCUUCCUUUUUUCGCAGGAAAUUUGUGUUCUUCAACAUCCCUCAGAUCCAGUAUAAGAACCCCUGGGUGCAGAUCAUGAUGUUUAAGAACAUGACACCCACGCCCUUCCUGCGGUUCUAUCUAGAUUCCGGGGAGCAGGUCCUGGUGGACGUGGAGACCAAGAGUAACAAGGAGAUCAUGGAGCACAUCAGGAAGAUCCUGGGGAAGAGCGAGGAAACGCUCAGGCAAGAAGAGCUGGAGAAGCAGCAGCGAUCUCAUCCGGCCAACUUCGGCCCCCCGAAGUACUGCCUGCGGAAGUGCAUGUGCCAAGUGGAAGGGCAGGUGCCUUGCCCCAGCCUUGUACCCUUGCCUAAGGAGAUGACAGGGAAGUACAAAGCUUCAUUGAGAGCCAGUGCCCAGGAUUAAAACCUCAAACUGCGAAUGGGCUGGGACAGUGCAUCUGCCCAGUGUAGAGGUAGAGUUGGUUACUGUGGCCCUGAAGAUGCUGGCAGGCCCUUGCAGAGGCCCCUCCAGUAAAGGAUAUGGGAGAGAGAGGUGUGGCCAUCAAUAAAAGGCUUCUCUUCCCAG